Penaeus indicus is the source of this 4554-nucleotide messenger RNA. RefSeq names its product branched-chain-amino-acid aminotransferase, cytosolic-like (gene Bcat). The coding region runs from base 21 to 1238 and encodes 405 amino acids. Gene Ontology annotation, cellular component: mitochondrion. NCBI's taxonomy places the organism in Eukaryota, Metazoa, Arthropoda, Malacostraca, Decapoda, Penaeidae. Gene Ontology annotation, biological process: L-valine biosynthetic process; L-leucine biosynthetic process. Gene Ontology annotation, molecular function: branched-chain-amino-acid:2-oxoglutarate transaminase activity. The record is from RefSeq and is a predicted model, not a curated record. The transcript is spliced from 8 exons.
CUCAGGUUUAGUACUGGUUGAUGAUGGCUACGGUAAAGACGUGUGUCAAUUUCGCUGCGAGGAUUUCAAAUAAUUUUGCUUGGAAAAACAGAGAAGGAUCUCGAGCCUUAAGUCAUGGAGUGCGAUACAUGUCAUCAAGGACGACCUUCAAGGCAUCAGAUCUACAAAUCGAAUUUUGUACGCCUGAUCAGCUGAAGAAAAAGCCAGCUGUAUCAGAUCUAGUGUUUGGACGUCACUUCACCGACCACAUGCUGGAGAUCUACUGGGAUGAUAAGGCAGGAUGGGGACAGCCAAGAAUAACACCAUUCCAUGACCUAAGGCUGCAUCCAGCUGCUAAGGUCCUCCAUUAUGCUGUAGAGUUGUUUGAGGGGAUGAAGGCAUUUCGAGGUUGUGAUGAUGAAAUCAGACUCUUCCGUCCUGACAAAAACAUGGAACGCAUGAAUCGCACGGCUGCGAGAUCUGCUCUCCCAAAUUUUGAUGGAAAUGAAUUGAUUGAAGUACUAAAAAAACUCAUCAGCAUUGAUCAAGAAUGGGUGCCCCAUGCAGAAUCCUCAAGCUUAUAUAUUAGACCUACUAUGAUAGGUACUGAGCCAACCCUAGGUGUGCAGCGCCCCACCAAUGCCCUGCUCUUUGUUAUCCUGUCACCUGUUGGACCAUAUUUCUCCAGUGGAUUCAAGCCAGUGUCUCUGUUGGCUGACCCUGAGUUUGUACGUGCUUGGCCUGGUGGCUGUGGAAUGAUGAAGAUGGGAUCUAAUUAUGGACCCACUUUAGCUAUCCAGAAAAUUGCAGAGGAACGAGGUCUUCAGCAAGUAUUGUGGCUCUUUGGGCCCGACCAUAAAAUCACAGAAGUGGGAGCAAUGAACAUAAUGGUCUUCCUUGAUAAGGGAAAUGGAGAAAAGGAGCUAGUGACACCACCUUUACAUGGGUUAAUCCUUCCUGGAGUUACCAGAGACACACUCUUAGCAUUAGGAAGACAAUGGGGAGAAUUCACUGUAAAUGAGCGCGACAUUACAAUGGCUGAGGUCGUCCAGGCAGAAAGUGAAGGAAAGCUACUAGAAAUAUUUGGUGCUGGAACUGCAGCUGUUGUAACACCAGUGGGGGAGAUCCACUAUCAGGGAAAAGUUAUAAAGAUGCCCACUUUGAAGCCUGAAGAGUCUCUGGCACAGCGUUUCUUUAAUACUAUCAAAGAGAUUCAGUACGGCCAUGUCUCUCAUGAAUGGAGUGUUCCUAUUGAGUGAUGAAUUCCUAUUAAAAUGUUUUAAUCUAUACAAUGCAAAAUUAGAACUUUGCUAAUGAAAAAAAAAUCAUAGUAAGUACAACAGUUUACUUCUGUAUUGUGUAUCACAAUCAAAAUGUUAAGAAAUGAACAUGUGAUAGGCCUUAUAGUCAGUUAUGACAGCUGUAGAAUCACCUUACUUAAUUAUUUAAGUUCAAGCAAUGACAAAACAAGCAAAGGUUAGAAUAGUUGACAUAGACAAUCCACUUUGCAUAUGGUUUGGUAAGUAGUUUACAUAUGCUAUGCAAAAGUAGGAUGAGACUCAUUUCAACUUUGUCAGAAUAAAUUUCUUAGUCUAGAGCCUCUGAAAGUACACUAUAUAUAUGUAGGCACAAGCUGUAUAGCAAAUGUAUAUGUGCAGAUAACUGAGGUGUUUCCUAGGCUUAAUUUACAUAAUUUGAAAUAUGGAAGGCAGCUUCACUUGAAUAAAAAUAGGAACUGCAUUUUAUUAGGUGCAAAUUGUUGAAAAGAAAUCCAGUGCAAUAUUCAGCAUGGUAAUUUUAUUUAGUUUCAGAACAUAUGCUAAAAAAAAAAUCUCUUUUUUUUUUGCCACAGAUAUCUGUAUGUGUCUGUGUGUGCAUGUGUGUGACUGCAUAUAUUGUGUUUUGUAUGUAUGCAUGCACAUUCAGAAUGCAUAUAUCAUUCUGUAGAGAAAGAAGCUCAAAUAUGCUGUGGCCAAAUAUCUUCCAGAAUAUUUGUUGUUGGACUGUUAUUGCAACUGAUAUUAAGGUUUUCUCAAGUUUUAAAAGUAGAACAUGGGAAAAAACCUUCCAUUUAGAACAACGUUAAGUAUUGAUCAUACUAAGGAACAAAGAAAAAUUAAAUGACUUGUGGUUCUAAAUAUUCAAGGACAUGGAUCUGUCAAGAAUAAUAUGUCAUCUUUACUUCAAUGAUCAUUCAGAGAAUCUCGUACCUUUUGCUGGUAUCAGUUAAUUGUACACCAAAGUUGUAUUUUCUCUAAUUUAAAUUAAUAGAGGUAAGAUUAGUAAUUGGAACAAGGGGCAUCAGGGAAGGUGGUUGUGAUAUAGGUAGUUGUAGGUGUGAUUAAGGAGACUAUUUUCAGGAAAGGGUACAGUCGAGUGGGCAUAUAGAAGGGUUUUCUUCAGAAUUUGGGGGAUGAAUUUUGGCAUUACUUCAGAAGUAUGGUGAUAAUGAAAAUAUAAUUUACAAUAUUAUUUUUUUUACUAUAAAAUAAUCAGUAUUUUUCCUACAUAGAUGAGAAAUGAAAUAUAAUUUUUUUUUCUUCAUGCACACUGUAUAUUUAGUUAAUUAGUUUUUCUCCAUGAUCUUGGAGCGCAAUUUCUGUUCAUUUUUGAUUGUGGCAAAUUCAAUCAGUGAAUUAAUUAAAAUCAAAAGAUAUAAUAUGUUAUGUUUUAAUUUUGGUUGAUAUCAAGAGAUACUCCCUACUGAUAGAUAUUCUGUAUUAAGAGUGCAAUUUGAAUGCAUUCUUAUGCUUUUUAUGACAAAAGUAAGAAUAUAAGAUGAAUAUGACACUAUUAAAAAGUUAUGUCAUUUUAAUUGUGAUAUUUAGCUUGCAGUUUUGAAAUUAGUAAAGCCUACUCUCCAGUUCAAGAUGUUAUCAGUGUGUAGUAGACUGUGGAAUGGGGAUGGAGCCUAAUAUAACAUUGUGUGGCAUGUGGAUUUUUAAUUAUGAAUGAACCCAUUGCUACCGGCAAUGACACUAUCUACUGUAAUUUUCUUUUGUGAAUUUUUGUUUGCACAUGGAUGGCUUCAGGUGCUUAGCUGUCAAGUAGGCAACUAGUAAGCCUGUGCGACCUCAUUUCUCUUUUCCUUGAGUGUUCAGGAAAAAAAAAUUCUAAUGCAAUUGAUAUAGAUGCUGUUAUUAUUACUGUUAUUGGCAUUAUGAUCAUUAUAGUGUUAGUGAAAAUACUAACAGCAAUAUAAGAAGAAAAAAAUAUUUCCAAAAGUCAAGAAAAAAAGAAUAAACAGACGAGAGGUAGGACUUGUAAUUGACUCUGUAGUGAUUAAGUGCUCAUGGAGCCAUCUGUGUGUAAAGACAAUUACUAAACAAAAACCACAGUGUCCAUGGAUAUGUCAUGUAUUUGUGCCAUCCCAACAUCACUGGGUUAAGAAGGAUUAUUUUCACGAUGAAGUCAGCGGUAAACUUUUUGCAAAGAGUUUCAUUUUUCACAUCAUAAAUAAAGAAGAUACUCAUAACCUGCACUGUUAUUUUCAUUCACUAAAAAGUUGUGUUGGAUAUUUAAAAUUUGAUUUGUUUUUGGGUUGUCCUCAUUAAACUUAUGCUGUAAUAUUUAUUUUGCAGUAGAUUACUAAAGGACCAAGUUAAAAAUCUUAUAUACUGUGUUGCACAUUAUAUACUUGAGAGAAUGAAGGGGUAUUACUGCAUGUGUGAAUAUAUGCCAUAAUGAAGAAACGACUAGUGAGUCUAAAUUUAUUAGUUUUUUCCUUUGAUAAUGAAUCCACAAUUAAUGUAUGCUGUAUACAGUCCUUCAUAUUUUUUUAGAUUAUAAAAAUUUGGUGACAUAAAAAAAAUUGGCAUAUAUUUUCAUUUAAUGGAAAAGUGUUGUUUAUUCUCAUCAGAUUUGUUGUAGAUAGGAGUACUUAACAUAGUUGUGUAUUUAGUGAUCUCACCCAUAACAGAAGUUGAUGUACAUGUAUAUAAAUGGAAAUAUUUUUAGAAAUAGUUUUGUAGUGAUAUCUUUUAGGUUUCCUGUAUAUUUCUAUGUUUCUCAUGUGCUACUUUCCAGUCAGAGAGAAUAAUUUAAAAUGUAGCUGUUUACAGUUUCAGUGAAAUGAGGAUGUAUGUUUUCACAUAUUUGGCUUGAUAAUAGAAUAUCAUGUAUCCUGUAUUCUCAAUUUUGUCUCAUUAUCUGCCACUAAUAUUGAAAUUAUGGCUUCUGCUAAAUCUGGGUAUUUAGCUGAACAAUUCAAUUUUCCAUCAGAAUAUGACUGGUUAAUUACAGAAUAAAAUAAAAGUCUGCACUACAAAUAAACAAUUAUUUAGGAAGUGAGACAGAUAUGAUGAUAAAAUCAUACUGUUCACAUUGUCAAUCUAACAUAUGAUAAACCAGAAUAUCUGUAAUUUAGGGUACCAGUCAGUGUCCUAGUUAUAAUUAUUUCCAUCUUUAAAAAAUUAUGCUUUCAUAAGAGAAAAUGGAAAAUCGAAUAUGAUUUACCACUGUGACAAUGGCAUCCUUCAUAUGUUAGUUGACAAGUGAACAAGCAUUACAAAUUUGAAUUAUUAUUGUUUAAAAAGUUGCUUGCAGUCAUGUAAAUACAAUAAACUAUAAAAUAAA